UCAAUAUUGUGGGCGAAUCAUUUGUGGUGAAUAAAUCUGGAAAAAUUUGUUGUCAAAAAUCAAUUUAAUCUAUUCAUUGGUCUAGUUAAAAAAUGCCAGGAAAGAGCACAAUUCCAGAUCGAAGUACUACGGUUCCAAAAACAACUGGCUCUUCAUCAUGUUCGACUAAUGCACCUCCAUUACUCGAUGAACUUGAUCGUGAAUUACGAACAUUGUUGAAACAGUUUGAUGGAAUCGCUGCUUUUAUCUGUGACCGUGAAGGUGCAUUUCUAAUCAAAGUUAUAAACGAUUCCAAACCAGAUGGAAUAUUUCAACAAUCAAUGUUGCAUCAGAAAUUAAUCAAUUCCAGUGAAAAUAUUCACAAAAUGAAUCUGGAUGCACCUUCUAAGAUUCUUCUCGAAUAUGAUCGUUAUCAAAUAAUGCAAUUCUUUUCAAACAAAUUCAUCGUUGCUUUUGUUGCUUCCAAUCAAUGUCCCACUGGAACAUUGUUUGCUCUUGAACCAGAUAGUUUGGCUAUAUUCCAGAUACUUCGUGAUCAUUUUGAUUAAAAUAAAAAGAAAAAUUUUAAAUUUUUUUUCAA
Dermatophagoides farinae (American house dust mite) is the source of this 580-nucleotide messenger RNA. RefSeq names its product Late endosomal/lysosomal adaptor, MAPK and MTOR activator 3 (gene Lamtor3). Gene Ontology annotation, cellular component: Ragulator complex. The record is from RefSeq and is a predicted model, not a curated record. NCBI's taxonomy places the organism in Eukaryota, Metazoa, Arthropoda, Arachnida, Sarcoptiformes, Pyroglyphidae. Gene Ontology annotation, biological process: cellular response to amino acid stimulus; positive regulation of TOR signaling.